Molecule: messenger RNA, 624 nt
Organism: Diaporthe amygdali
Lineage: Eukaryota; Fungi; Ascomycota; Sordariomycetes; Diaporthales; Diaporthaceae
Exons: 1
Coding region: 1-624 (207 amino acids)
Source: RefSeq, a predicted model, not a curated record
AUGGCGUCAACAGUCUCGGAAACAUCAUCAGGAUUACUACUUGCGGAUACCGCUACAUCUCCGACACCUACAUCUUCUAAUACCACACCGGUCAACCCGUCGACGGACACACCCAAGUCCGGAACAAGCGCAUCUGCUUCCGCAACACACACCCCAAGCUCUGCACCGCUAUCCACGGGAUCCAUCGUAGGCAUAGCGGUGGGGUCCAUCGCCGCACUAGUCCUACUCAUCUCGUUUCUGCUCUUCGCUUUCGGCUUCCGCAUCAGACGCGCAAAGUGGCGAGGCGACCCCAACAGCACCGAAGAACCGAAGCUGAGUGAUAACAAGGGCGCGGCAGCCGGCGGCCCAACGCCCCACCACGGAAAGGCAGAGCUCGAGGACGCCGAGUACACGCGGAGGCUCGAGAGGCUGCACGACGGUGGGAAGCCUGAGCUGGAGGGAGACAGACCACGGAAGAGUGGGUGGGGGGCUUUCUCGAUUAAAUCCAUGACGAAACGGGGAUCACGACCUGCUCCUGCUGAGCUUGACACUCGACCUAUGACAUCGGGGCCCCAUGAACUCCCCGGCGAUAGUCCUUUUCAAGCUGGCAGUGAGAAGCUGCGGGAUUUGUGGAGGGCUGCAUAG